AUGAGUGAAGACACUGGCGUCCAGUUUGUGGGCGCCAGGUCCAAGGUAACAACAAUCCCCAAAGAACGUGGGCGUACACGCCGUCAAGUCUCCCAAGACUUAAAUGGACCGCCUGAUUCUGACAGUGUCGGGGAUGAGACCGACGUUCAGUUCCUGGGCGCUAGGGCCAAGCGUCCACGACACAGAGUCUCUGAAGAAGAUCCCAACUCCCCGGCAUUUUCUUCUCGACAACCAAGUCUGCGAUCCCGCCGCUCCCUUCAUUCACCUUUCCAUCCGAUGGAUCGGCAAAUUGAAAGACCCCAAGACCAGCUCAUAUUGUACCAAGGUGGAUCUGUACUCCCGCAAUCGGUUGGAAGACAAAAUAGAGAUGAUGAAGGGAUAGAUCUCGCGGAAGUGAUUGAUCUUACAAUUGAUGAAGCUGUCGAUCCGUCAGGCGGCGUUGAUCGCCCACCGGACUUACGGCCACGGCGCCACUUACCACCCCUCCACACGAUGGGUUUUGUAAGUCUGGAGCCCGGCCAAUCCCAACCGCGCGAUGAGUCUGCCGAAGACCCAGAAGUUGAAUUUGUUCGAAGCAUCAGACGUGCGCCAUCAGACAACCUGCCUUCUCAUGAUCAUAUCCCGCUAGGACUUAUCGGGGGACGCCAUUGGGCCCCAUGGUAUAAUCAUCGGGAACGUAAUCAGAGAUUCUUGCGCCCCUAUCCUUAUGGUAUGGAUUAUGACACACCUGCAUGGCGUACGGAGAAUACUCGUCUCCUUUUCGAAGACCUUGAACUCCCUCCAUUCAUCCCUCCACUCGCACCAUUACCAACCGAGCCUCCUGUUUACAAAGCCCCGAGUCCUGCACCGGAUGGAUUCACACGGAACCUGGCUGAGGAUGAUGUCGCAAUUUGCCCUCAUUGUGACUCGACGCUAGGUACCGGUGAGGGAAAGAAACGGGAGAUAUGGCUUGCAAAGGCGUGUGGACAUGCCUAUUGUGGAGACUGUGCCUCCAAUCGGUCCCAAAAGGCAGCCCAGACCAACGCAGCUGAGCCAUUUUCCAAAUGUCAAGUUCCAGAAUGUGGUCAAAAAGUGAGCUCCAAGUCAGCGAUGAUUCAGUUGUUCAUCUGA
Molecule: messenger RNA, 1110 nt
Organism: Penicillium taxi
Lineage: Eukaryota; Fungi; Ascomycota; Eurotiomycetes; Eurotiales; Aspergillaceae
Product: putative RING finger domain protein
Exons: 4
Coding region: 1-1110 (369 amino acids)
Cellular component (GO): SUMO-targeted ubiquitin ligase complex
Molecular function (GO): ubiquitin-protein transferase activity
Source: RefSeq, a predicted model, not a curated record